CACAAGCAUUAAGUUUGAUUAAAUGGAGAGAAUUACAAUUUCAAGUUCGUAUUGUUAUAUUUUAAAACUUGUCGAAGUCGCUGCAGGUAUGUGUAUCAGUGUUCAACCGUACUUUUUAUUAAAAAAGUUAUAAGCAAAAAAUGUUUUCAUGUAAAACGAAACAAUGCAGCGGUUAUAAUGUUGUGAUUAAAAACGUGAACGUUUCUAUCAAAAUAGUGGUUUAAUUGUUCAGUUUUAAAUAUUGUGAUUUUAUAAACAAUUUCAAUAAUCAAUGACGAUGAUCACCUCCGAAGAAGACAAAAACAUCACCAUUAAAAGUGAAACCAGUUGUCUAACACGAAGGAGAAAACCAGGAUCAUACAAAAUGGAUGUUUCCACAGAGAGCAUAAUUUUUGAAAAUCAUCGAUUUCUCAGUACAUUGUCUUUAGGAAAAAGAAAAAUUACGGAAGAUGUGCCCCUUGGUACCCACGGCAUCUUUCGUCAAAAGCCUCCAACAUUUGAACACAGCUUAUCACUGAGUGGAUAUGCACGAGCAGCACGGCAAUCAAUCGGUAAUAUAGGAAACAUAUUGUCGAGAAAGAUGGCGGCGACUACGUCUCAACCGUCAGUUCCUUGGCCAAAUUCCAAGGAUGAUUAUGAAUUAGGCAAAGUAAUCGGUGUAGGUGCUACUGCUGUUGUCCAUGGGGCAUUUUGUAAACCCAGGAAUGAAAAAUGUGCCAUUAAAAGGAUCAACUUGGAAAAAUGGAACACUUCCAUGGAUGAAUUGCUCAAAGAAAUUCAAGCAAUGUCUAGUUGCAAUCAUGAAAAUGUGGUUACUUACUAUACAAGUUUUGUUGUAAGAGAAGAAUUAUGGCUUGUUUUAAGAUUACUAGAAGGAGGAAGUUUAUUAGAUAUAAUAAAACACAAAAUGCGAGUAGCAAAUUGUAAACACGGAGUAUUUGAUGAAUCGACUAUUGCUACUGUAUUAAGAGAAGUUUUAAAAGGACUCGAAUACUUCCAUAGUAAUGGCCAAAUUCACAGAGAUAUUAAAGCCGGCAAUAUCUUACUCGGUGAAGAUGGUACCGUCCAAAUUGCAGAUUUUGGUGUGUCUGCCUGGUUAGCGACUGGUAGAGAUCUUUCUCGACAAAAAGUUAGGCACACGUUUGUAGGAACACCGUGCUGGAUGGCACCCGAAGUAAUGGAGCAGGAUCACGGAUACGACUUCAAAGCAGACAUAUGGUCAUUUGGAAUCACUGCUAUUGAAAUGGCAACAGGUACCGCUCCAUAUCACAAAUAUCCUCCAAUGAAGGUACUUAUGCUUACACUACAAAACGAUCCGCCAAACUUAGACACUGGAGCAGAAGAAAAAGAUCAGUACAAGGCUUAUGGGAAAACCUUUAGAAAAAUGAUAACAGACUGUCUUCAAAAAGAAGCUUCCAAAAGACCCACUGCUUCUGAACUAUUAAAACAUCCAUUUUUUAAAAAAGCAAAAGAUAAGAAAUAUUUACAACAGACACUUGUAGCCAUUGGACCUAGUUUAGAAACUAGAGUGCAAAAGGCAUCAAAAAGGCAACCAGGGGCCUCUGGAAGACUCCAUAGGAAAGAAACGGGUGAGUGGGUGUGGUCAAGUGAGGAUGAAGGGGAAGAAGGAGCUUCAAGUGAAAGUGACACAGAUUCUAAACCUAUGAAUACAUUGGCUUCAGCUGGAUCAUCAGGAUCAGAUCAUGAAAGUAGCGAAGGCGAUCCACCACCCGUUAAUUUAGUUUUACGUAUGAGGAAUGCCAAACGGGAAUUGAAUGACAUCAGGUUUGAAUUCGCGGUAGGUAAGGAUUCAGCCGAAGGUAUUGCUGGUGAACUAGUUGGAGCUGGGUUGGUUGAUGGCAAAGAUAUUGACGUAAUCACUCAAAAUCUUCAAAAACUCAUUGAUUCUAGGGAUAUGAUAAAAGUUGUAACGUUUCCGUUGAAUUCAGGACUAAACAAUAAUGAAACUCCGGAUGAUAAAGCAUUAAUAGGAUUUGCACAAAUAUCAAUAACUGACUGAAAUAAACUAGAAAGCAAACUCCCGUUGUGUCCCCUGGAAUCUACUGAUCAAAUUGUAUAUAGAUUAGGUAGGUUUUAUAAAUUAACUCUAAUUUUAUGCGCUACCAAAACGGUUUCUAAUGUUUCCUUUUCACGUCAUUUUUAUACAGCCAUUUUUAUUGUUCAUUUUUUUAUUUAUUUUUGAAAAAUUUUAUUGUGAUCAAUAGAUUUCAAGCAUUUGUACUUAAUAGUCUUACAUAGUACCAGAUUAUUUGCAGCUAUGUCAUUAAUUGUUACAAUUUUAAGGUUUAUUACUAUAGUUUAUUCCAACUGUCAUGCUUACAAAGAUUUUUAUUGAACUGUUAGAUUUUAAGAAAACCAUAUUGCCUUUUUUAGAAGACUAGAAGUUUAACUGAUUGGUUCUGCUUCAUACUAAAAUAUCCAUUGUUAUAAUGUUAAAAAAGGCCUAAAAGCAGGGCAAGCCAAUGUAUCAUUGCGUGAUCAGUAUCAUAAUCUUUAUGUGGGGUUGGUAACCUUUGUAAAUAGAUUAUUUAUUUAUUCCAUAAUAAUUGUAAAUGCAAUAUGAAACAGUGAACAAAAAAAAAACAGUUGAGUACUUA
Messenger RNA from Zophobas morio, 2618 nucleotides. Its product is annotated as serine/threonine-protein kinase OSR1-like. The record is from RefSeq and is a predicted model, not a curated record. Lineage: Eukaryota; Metazoa; Arthropoda; Insecta; Coleoptera; Tenebrionidae. The transcript is spliced from 10 exons. Bases 272 to 2020 code for a protein of 582 amino acids. Gene Ontology annotation, biological process: protein phosphorylation; activation of protein kinase activity; protein export from nucleus. Gene Ontology annotation, cellular component: serine/threonine protein kinase complex. Gene Ontology annotation, molecular function: ATP binding; protein serine/threonine kinase activity; protein serine/threonine kinase activator activity.